This is a messenger RNA of Aureobasidium uvarum, 411 nucleotides long. Lineage: Eukaryota; Fungi; Ascomycota; Dothideomycetes; Dothideales; Saccotheciaceae. The record is from the annotation of a GenBank genome assembly.
AUGAAGUGCGACUGCCUGGCCAGAAGAGCUAUUCUUUUCGUCAGUUUCAUCAUAGCGACCACAGUUCUUUAUGGCUUCACGACGAAGUUUCUAUUCACGGCUCCCAACUAUGAUGCUGUGAGCAUUGAUCCGGAAGGAGGAAGCUACUACGACUAUGGAUCCAAGGUCGCUGCUGCUGUCUGGAAGGGUGCUGGUCAAUGGAUUGGGACGGCCGAGUCCAGUUUGAACGACGUCACCAUCGUCCCAGAAACAUCCAGCAAAGACGCAAUGCAAACACCACAAGAGCAAAGCCAGAAUCCGGGUUCGACACAGAGCGAUGCCAUCGAUCGCGGGAACACUUUCUUGGGAGCAGCCGACAAAGAGACAGUAUCGAGGCGACGACGGUCACGACCUCGUGGUGUACGCUUGUGA